AUGGGAGUGAAGCAAACCCCACCAUUUCAGGUGAAAGUGAGCGAUGCAGAUUCCACUGGCAGAAGGAAAUCUAAUAGCCGGGAAGACAGCCCUAAGCUGGAACAAUUAAAAGCAAAGCGAGACAAAGGCAAAGGAAAGGGAUCUUCAGAUCCCGCUGCUUCUGCAAUGGGCGGUUCCAACGUAUUACCAAGCAAGAACCUAAGUACACCCCCAGCAAUGAACCCGUUGACCACCAGCGUUAGCAGGGGUAAUACUGCGUACGAAAGAAGCGUAAAUGGCAGCCGUAUAACGAUGCACUCAAACUUGGCACCCACGGAGACGCAAGAUGUGUCAUGGUCCGAAAUCGAUACUCUGGAUGAUGUGAAGAAGAUGGCGAAAGAACCUAUCGUCAACGACGGGUUCCCACUGGAUUUUGAGAACGAUCUCACGCAAAUGCGUAGGUCACACGCCCAGUUGCUGCGCUUAAUGAGGGAAAGAAAUCAGCGACUAAAGUAUUCCAAGCUGGGGAGCCCUCCUCGAAACGAUCAACAUGGUACUACCGCGAAUAAUGCUCAAGGACCAGAGGAGGUAUUGAAUGACCCGGAAAUCGCACUUGACGGUGAGAAGUACGUAAGCCAGCUGGUCGACAAUAUUAGGGACCUUCACCGAUGCUGA
This is a messenger RNA of Saccharomyces paradoxus, 654 nucleotides long. RefSeq lists its product as uncharacterized. The record is from RefSeq and is a predicted model, not a curated record. The transcript has a single exon. The coding region runs from base 1 to 654 and encodes 217 amino acids. NCBI's taxonomy places the organism in Eukaryota, Fungi, Ascomycota, Saccharomycetes, Saccharomycetales, Saccharomycetaceae.